Aplysia californica (California sea hare) is the source of this 2601-nucleotide messenger RNA. Its product is annotated as transmembrane protein 145. Lineage: Eukaryota; Metazoa; Mollusca; Gastropoda; Aplysiida; Aplysiidae. The record is from RefSeq and is a predicted model, not a curated record. Gene Ontology annotation, biological process: G protein-coupled receptor signaling pathway; response to pheromone.
AUGGCGGCGCAGUGGAAUGCACAAUAAUAACUUCUCACAGGACGCACUGUGCAAGAAGGAAGCCGUUUGAAUGAGAUUGACAUGCCAUUUAAAAAAUGAUGUUUUUUUCUGUACAGAUGUUCACUUGCUCUGUGGCAAUAUUAGUUUUUCUUUGUUUUACCCCCACAGAGUCUAAAAAGGUCAAAGAAAUUUUGAAAUCGGACGGCAAAUGGGAGUUCCUCUCCCGGUUCUGCUUCCUGAACCAGAAAUCAGUAAACGGAGAUGGAAAGCUCCAGUACAGCUUGACAUAUCCUGUGGACUAUGGAAUCCAGAACUUGCUGUUCUACUACGACACCCCUGGCCAGUGGGAGUCUGUCUACAAGAGAGAUAAAACAUGUGAACAAAAGUUUGAUGCUCUAAAUGGCAGAAACUACUUUCCUUUGGACGAUUCCCUGGCGACCCGUGAAGUAACGUGCAUUAAACAGAACAUAUCUGGUGUGAGCAACUAUGUGUGCACGGGCAAACUGGACUUCACAUCUUCCCGAGAGAGGUGGUGGUAUAUGGUGGUCUCACGGUGCGCGCCUGCGGUUUCUUCCACGAACAAGUACAACUUGUACCUGGACUAUGAACUACACAUGACCAACGGAGAAGACUUUUUGCACCAAGAAUACUCUGCCGAUGAGUUCUAUAUCGUGGUCAUCGACAUUGUGUUCUUCAUUCUGUACCUCAUCCUCAUGGGUCUUUCCAUCCUCUGUGCAGGUCGUAUCCUUCAAGCCACAAGCAACAUCAUCUUCAUGCUGAUGCUGAUUCUCAUAGCCAAAGGCUUCACCAUAGUGAGGGGCCGACUCAAGCCCAAAGCCUACAUCAAGAUCACCAUCUUCAUCACGCUCUACGUGGUCACAACCAUCGUACUUUUUAUAUGGGAGGCUGCUUUUUUCGACCCAGGCAUCGUGCUGUACUACUUUGAGAGCCCGCCGGGCUAUGGCAUGGUGGUCAUCACUCUGAUUGGCUGGUUGUGGUUCACCAAAGCUCUUGUGUUCACCCUCAAACACUACCAACAGAAAGCUGGCUUUUAUAUUGCCUUCUACGUACUGUACACAGUGUGGUUCUGGGCUGGCCCCAUCACCAUACUGCUGGCAAUGUUCGCCAUGGCCAAGUGGACGCGGGAGAAAACGGUUAACGGAGUUCAACAGUUCAUCGGAUUUGUUGGUCAUGUCCUGUUUUUCAUUCUGACUGUCCCAAGCAAAGUCAACUCAAACUUCCCCUACCACGUCAAGACCACACAGAUUGGUACCAUGGGCGGUGAGGAUCAGGAGGAGGCAGACGGCGGGUCGUAUGGGGUCAGCGUCUACUGGUCGGGCACGGGGCCCAACCUGGACUUCUUUAUCACCUCCAAGGGCGGGACCUCAUCCCAGACAGACGAUGGCACCCCGCUGUACGGCCCGCUGGAGGCCAGACCGGGAGAUGGGAGCUCCUCGCGAAAUGACGACAGCCCACCCCCUCCUUACCCCCAGGCUCUGGGUUUACAGAUUGUGCCACCUGUCGACGGAGGCAGCAGCAGCAGCAGCAACCACACGUACGACAACAACGGCUUUGAGUAUCCGGAGGAAUUGUCGCAGAAGAGGAACCGACUCCCAUCGCUGCCCCACCAUUUACAGGAGAGAGGCAGCCUGGGUGAAGGGGAGAUUACUCUGCCGCCGCUGAGGGGCACAGGAUUGCCUCCCAUUGCCCUUUCAGCUCCACCAGCAGAGCGGCAGGGGAUGGAAGCUUUGCCAAAGGAUCACACCAGUAUGUUCAUGGUCAAUAAGUGAAAACAAGCCUUCUUGCACUGCUGUAAGACGACUUGUUAUAACCUGUGCACACUGUCGAGUAGAAAAGUUAGUCUUAUACAGGUUGAUGGUUUGGACUGUAGCAUUGUAAUAAUAUUUUUAAAACACAAGGGGGGGAGGGGGGGGGGAAUAGCAAGUGGUCGUCUGCACAGGUGGUGAUUGUUUUGGACAGGUGGGUGUCAGAGCAGGUUGGCCUGUAUCAUUCUCAUCAUGUUGGAUGGAAGAAAUGCCGGACUAGCCGACUUGAAGAGAGAUAAAAAGCCUACACAAAAGUAAUAUGGUUCGGUGGUCGUCUUGAUGAAGUUAUUGUUGUUGUUGUUGUUGUUGUUAAUCCAGUAGCCUUUGAGCCUGUGCUGUUUGCCCCAAUGCCAUGAUAAAAAGGUGGAGGUCUUCUACAUUUUUGAGCAUGCCUGAAGAAAGGUCACAGUUGUCGACAAAGCUGGGUUUUUGAGCAAUGGGGUGAGAAGACCGAAAAAGUUGUACUUGGUCAAAAAUUUUGUUCCAUCAGAAAACACACGUUAAACCAUUUCUUAAUAAUAAUUUUUAUUGAUUGUUUUUUCAACAUCUUUUACUUCCCCUAAGGUUAAAAAUGUGCUAGAAAAUGGGGUUUUCUCAAAACAUUGUUUUUGCACCCUGUGUUACGAAAUCGGGCACAUCUUUAACUCUUUAACCAUGCAAUUUAUAGUCACGUUUCUGCUUAAUUCUCUCGUGUUUGUGGAAAUGCGACCACGCCAUGUUACGUUUUUAAAAUCGCUCGUUUCUUUCAAACUGAUCAAUAAAGCAUUACCCAGAC